AUGUAUAAAUAGCUCCUACCUUGGCAAGCUCUAACUAUCAUAUCGCAGUUCAUUUCACAAACGGUAUAUGAAACCAUAGUUCAUUUCAAUCCUUCCAUAUGGCUCAAGCUGGUGUACAUAGAGGAGGCUGUUGCCGACUCCUCUUCCUCCUUGUUACUGCUCUUUUGUUGCGAAGAUCCUGUGUUGUUGGACAGCAAAGCCAAUCCAAGAAAAUUUACAUUGUCUACCUUGGGGAGAGACGACACGAUGAUGCUGAUGUCGUCACUGGUUCCCACCAUGACAUGCUCGCCUCUGUUUUGGGAAGCAAGGAGGUGGCUCUUGAGUCCAUCGUGUACAGCUACAGACAUAGUUUUUCUGGCUUUGCUGCAAGGCUCACAGAAGCACAAGCGAGCACGAUACGAGGUAAUUAAUUAAUCAUUUUCUUUACCGAUAAAAAAUUAAGAGGACACAUAUAUAUUCUAAAAUUAAUUGGGGCACCAUGAAUCAUACUCCCUCCGUCCCCUAAUAUAAGGGAUUUUGACAUUUUGCUUGCACUGUUUGACCAUUUAUCUUAUUCAAAAAAUUUUGAAAUUAUUAUUUAUUUUAUUUGAG
Messenger RNA from Oryza sativa Japonica Group (Japanese rice), 591 nucleotides. NCBI's taxonomy places the organism in Eukaryota, Viridiplantae, Streptophyta, Magnoliopsida, Poales, Poaceae. The record is from RefSeq and is a predicted model, not a curated record.